Messenger RNA from Cyclopterus lumpus (lumpfish), 1829 nucleotides. RefSeq names its product adipocyte plasma membrane associated protein (gene apmap). Bases 141 to 1391 code for a protein of 416 amino acids. The record is from RefSeq and is a predicted model, not a curated record. The transcript is spliced from 9 exons. NCBI's taxonomy places the organism in Eukaryota, Metazoa, Chordata, Actinopteri, Perciformes, Cyclopteridae. Gene Ontology annotation, molecular function: strictosidine synthase activity. Gene Ontology annotation, biological process: biosynthetic process.
GACCGGAAGCUCUUCGUCGUCGUCGGUAGAAUGGUCGGUCGGUUCUUUCCGUGUUUAGUCCGUCUCUACCCGGGUUGAACCUCAGCUCCAGGCCUGCAGCCGAUCAGAGCCGAACCGGGUUAACCCGUUCCGAGAGCAGCAUGAACGAGACCGAGGGGCUCCGGUUCCGAAGGGUGCACCGGCCGCAGGUCAUCACCGACGAGCUGCCGGAGCACCGGAACAAGGGCACCGGCAGCACCUACAGUGGGAAGGUGUUCCAGGUGACUCUGCUCUCUCUGGGCGGCUUCCUGCUGCUUCCUCUCCUGGUCAUCGUCCUCAUCCUCGAGUCCCCCAUCCACCCCGAAGUCUUCAGUCUGAAGGAGCCUCCCCUGAUGAAGGGCUGCUGGGAGCCAAACCUGAAGCUCCGAGAGGCUCAGAGACUGUUUGAGGACCAGAUCACCGGACCAGAGUCCAUCGCCAACAUCGGAGAUGUGUUGUACUCUGGAACAGCUGACGGCAAGAUCGUGAAGCUGAUUGGUCGACGGGUUCACACGGUGACGAGACUCGGGAAACUGCCGUGUGGCUCCAGGGAGGAGGAGUCCAGCUGUGGGAGGCCGCUGGGGAUCCGGGUCGGACCCAACGGGACCCUCUUUGUGGCCGACGCCUACCUGGGUCUGUUCCAGGUGAACCCCACCACAGGUGAGGCGACCCGGUUGGUGUCGGGGGGUCAGGUGGUCGCCGGCAGGAAGCUGUCGUUCAUCAACGACGUGGCGGUGACUCAGGACGGGAAGAAGGUCUACUUCACCGACUCCAGCAGCAGGUGGCAGCGCAGAGACUACCUGCACCUCAUCAUGGAGGCCACGGCCGAUGGGAGAGUGCUGGAGUACGACACCGACAGCAGAGAGCUGACGGUGGUGAUGGAGAACCUCCGCUUCCCAAACGGCAUCCAGCUGCUCCCCGACGAGGAGUCGGUGCUGGUGGCGGAGACCACCAUGGCCCGGAUCCGCAGAGUCCAUGUUGCUGGUCUCAACAAAGGAGGGAUGGACACCUUCAUCGACAACCUGCCCGGCUUUCCCGACAACAUUCGUCCGAGCUCGACCGGCGGCUACUGGGUUGCCAUGUCAACGGUGCGACCGAACCCCGGCUUCUCCAUGCUGGACUUCCUGUCCCAGAGACCCUGGAUCAAGAAAUUCAUCUUCAAGCUCUUCAGUCAGGAGGUGCUGAUGAAGUUCGUCCCUCGGUACAGCCUGGUGGCGGAGCUCCACGACGGCGGCGUCUGCACUCGGAGCUUCCACGACCCCAACGGCCUGGUGGCGGCUCACGUCAGCGAAGUCCACGAGCAUGAUGGGAGUCUGUACCUGGGCUCCUACCACUCGCCCUACAUCGCCAAACUCGACCUGAGCAAGGUCUAAAAAUAAAGAAAUAAUUAAAAUAAAAGACCGACUUUGUGACUCAGCAGGAAGUCAGAAAGCACAAGGCGGCGUUCGUCUUUAACAGCGAUGUCAUGAAGCUCCGGGAGGGGACAUGCGGCCAGGACGGCGGUCUGGCAGCUGUCUCGUUCCAGAGUGAACAUCAACAUAUUUUGAGGGAUUAACGCAUAAUUAAUUUAGUCUCCAGAGGGUGAGCAACGACCAACAGCAGAACCUGGUUGUUGAUCAAUUAUCGGCCUUUGUGUUCAUGUCCGCCGUUUUGUUUUGGGGAACGUCAUGAAUCAAACUUUUAAACCUUUUUAGGUUUAGCUGGUUUUAAAUCAGGUCCUGUCUGCUCAAAUUCUGGAUUUAAAUUCUAAUUUCCAGUUUUUGUCUUUUAUUUGCUCAAAGUGUUUGUGUUCUAUUAAAGAGUUGUUUUGA